AUGGGAGCCAGUGUGUCUUCACCUGGCAGGAAGAUCGUACUUCUUGGGAAAACCGGAGAUGGAAAAAGCAGCGCUGGAAACACAAUCCUUGGAAAAAAUAUUUUCACCACUGAUGCUUCACCAAAUUGAGUUACAGUUCGAUCUAUGAGAUGAGAGAGGAAGGUUUAUGGACAGAACACUCCUGGACUCUUUGACACAGACCGAGAUGAUGAGUCCAUCGAAUCUGAGAUCAUUAGAUCCAUUAUUAAUUGUGCUCCAGGCGUUGAUGCCUUUGUCAUUGUGCUAAAAGUUAUAAGGUACACAAGACACGAAAGAGAGAUUGUGAAUGAAAUAAGAAAGUAUUGUGGUGAGGAAGCCUUUAAACAUGCAGUGGUUUUAUUCACUCAUGGUGAAGAUCUAGAGGGUCAAACCAUUGAAGAAUUUGUUCAGAGAAGUCCACAGCUGCAGGAGCUUGUUGACAGAUGUGGAGGUCGCUGUCACGUCAUUGACAGUAAAUACUGGAGAAAAUGUCUCCAUUGCCCCUGUAGCUGUGGGUUCAAAAGCAACAGGGUCCAGCUUCAAAAUCUACUAGCUACCAUAAAUGAAAUGUUUAAUGAGAACGGCCGCUAUACCAAUGAGAUGCUUCAAAAUGUGGAGCAGAUGAUUAUUCAAGAAAUGAUGAAUACAAAUGAAGACUCAGUGUCUCCAAACCAGCAGCGAGAGAAAGCAGAGAGAAUUGUGCAUGAUCAUCUAAUGAUGAAACUUGCAGGUGCAUCAAUAGGGGCUCUAACUGGUGCUUUAUUGAGCAUUGUUGGUAAUGUUGCAUUAGCUGCGACCUGCCUAAUAGAAGCCAGCUCUUCAGAAGCAGCUGGGACAGGGCUUUCAGGAUUCAUCGCUGGAGGAGCUAUAGGAUGGGAAGCUGCAAGAGAAGCUGAUUCUGUAUAUGAUGCUGUAAAGAUGGGCACAGCAGCUACUUAUGAGAACGCUAAAGUUGCUGUUGAGAAUAGCUCCUCUGCAGGACUCAAGACCGGAUAUCAGCCGCUGAUUCGGGCAGAUCUUGAGCAGAGGGGUCUGGAGUACAGACGAGAUGAGAUGCUCCCUGCAACCCUCAACGAAGACCGCUGGGUACAGCACAGAAGAGGCCACAGCUACCCCAGCAGAGGUUUGGCUCAGGGCAGCUGGAUUUUUGGCCUGGCUCUGUGCAGAGUCCUAUUCUACCUCUGCUGCACCAACAUGUACGCUUCCAUAUUUCUGAUCAUGCUGAUGAGUCUCCACAGGCUGGUGGUGAUAGUGUGGCUGAAACACAUGGGGACACUGACGAACCGCAGGAUGCUCACACGGGUGCUGGCGGGACUCUGGGUUCUUGCUCUAGGACUCUCUGCGUCCGCUUUGGUUUUCAGGACCACCGAGGUCAGCAAUGAGACUCUCAAGGCUGAGAGCCAGCUGUAA
Molecule: messenger RNA, 1428 nt
Organism: Carassius auratus (goldfish)
Lineage: Eukaryota; Metazoa; Chordata; Actinopteri; Cypriniformes; Cyprinidae
Exons: 7
Biological process (GO): G protein-coupled receptor signaling pathway
Cellular component (GO): membrane
Molecular function (GO): GTP binding; G protein-coupled receptor activity
Source: RefSeq, a predicted model, not a curated record